CCUAUUUUUGCGGGGUACAGUUAGAACCGAAAAGUUCUGGAUCAAAAAAACUGUUCAAAACUUGAUUUCAGAGUUAUCUCCAUCCGUCAAGGAUAAUUUGAAAAAUAUUUAAAUCCGGAGAAUCCCCUUUCCAUUCAUUUGGAUAACUCAAUUCUUCGAAACUAUACUGACAAAAUGUCGAUUAAAGAGGAUAUUCCUGCUAUUUUCUUAGAUAAAAUUUCACCAAAAGGGUUGGAUGCAAUUCAGAAAUGCAAAGAUUUUGUGAAUGAUUACUGUUUGCCAGCAGAUGAGCUUUAUUUCAAGCAAAUGUCUGAUGAUCCAGCAACAAGAUGGAAAUCGACCCCAGAGAUCACCGAAAAGCUUAAGGUGAAAGCUCGUGAAUUGGGUCUUUGGAAUAUGUUUUUGUCGAAUCACUACCCUGAAGGACCGGGAUUUACUAAUUUAGAAUAUGGAUUGAUGGCUCAAUACCUUGGUAGGUCAUUUGUAGCUCCAGAAGCUACCAAUACAAAUGCUCCAGAUACUGGUAAUAUGGAGCUUUUCGCUAAAUUUGGGACUGAAUAUCAAAAGAAGAAGUGGCUUCAUCCUUUACUUAACGGGGAGAUUCGUUCUGCCUUUCUCAUGACUGAAAAGGGUACUUCCUCUUCCAAUGCUUUGAAUAUAUCGGUGUCUGCUAAAUUGAACUCAAAGGGGAAUUACGUUUUGAAUGGGGUCAAAUGGUUUGCUUCUGGUGCCGGUGAUCCAAGAUGUGCUGUUUGGUUAGUAAUGUGUAAAACCAGUGAUAAAUCUGGUAAAGAAGCUUAUAAGAAUCAUACGGUCUUGGUAUUAGAUGCAAAGAAAGCUUUGAGUUCUGGGAAAGCAAGAUUAAUUAGACCAUUGACAGUAUUUGGAUACGACGAUGCUCCACACGGUCAUUGUGAAGUAAUGUUUGAUGACUAUGAAGUGCCAACAGAAGACACUCCAAAUGCUAUUCUUGCUUCUGAAGGAAGGGGAUUUGAAUUAAUUCAAUCUCGUUUAGGACCAGGUAGAAUCCAUCAUUGUAUGAGAUUAAUUGGAGCAGGUGAAUUUGCAUUAUUAAGGGCAAACCAAAGAGCCAAUCAUAGAAUUAUUUUUGGAAAGCCAAUGAAUCAAAGAGAGUCAUUUAUUAAUGCUUUUGCUCAAAACAAAAUUGAUAUUCAAUCCUGUCGUUUAUUAGUUUUGAAUGCUGCUCAUAAAAUUGAUAUAUCCAAUGCUAAAGUGGCUCAACAAGAUAUUGCUAUGGCCAAAAUUGAAACUCCUAGAACUAUUCUCAAAAUUUUAGAUUGGGCUAUUCAAGUUUUUGGUGCAGAAGGGGUUUCUCAAGAUGUCGAGUUAGCAAGAAUGUACGCUCAUGCAAGAACAUUAAGAAUUGCUGACGGACCUGACGAAGCUCAUUUGAAUCAAUUAGGAAGAUACCAUGCUAAGAAGUAUCAAGAAGCUGAUCAAUUUUUCGAGAAUUACAAAAACUUCCCAAAACUUUAAGUAGCAUAUAUAGCAAAAAGAUAAUACGAAUACAUAUGACGCUUGAUAUGAAUACAUAUGACGCUUGAUAUGAAUACACUUGAUGUACACUUGAUGUAAAUAU
Hyphopichia burtonii NRRL Y-1933 is the source of this 1600-nucleotide messenger RNA. RefSeq lists its product as uncharacterized. Gene Ontology annotation, molecular function: oxidoreductase activity, acting on the CH-CH group of donors; flavin adenine dinucleotide binding. Lineage: Eukaryota; Fungi; Ascomycota; Pichiomycetes; Serinales; Debaryomycetaceae. The transcript has a single exon. The record is from RefSeq and is a predicted model, not a curated record. The coding region runs from base 175 to 1497 and encodes 440 amino acids.